AUGACGUCUCUUAGAAAAUUUCCAUUUUCAUUCGGCGUCGGCACUGAUAUAUGUCAGAUCUCCAGGAUUUAUAAAAUAAUAGCCCAGAAAAAAGGCUCUAAUUUCAUUCAUCGCCUCCUCACUAAAGACGAGAUAAACUCCAUUCGGGGCGCGUCUCAUGUCCUCGAACCCAUCUACUCGCGCCGGUACCUUCCGGAGCCUGAGCUGUUUCCAAAUGGAAAUAUCGAGGAAGAGAUUCCUGCAGUAGCGACUGCGGCUAGAUUUAUGGCUGGAAGAUGGGCCGCAAAGGAAGCAGUAAUAAAAUCCUGCAGUGCCCACAGGGUCAGCUUUCACGAUAUCGUAAUUACCUACGAACAUCAGCUAGCCGAGUCGCCAAAGGAGCAAGCAAUUUCGCCUUUAGAUUUCCAGGAAAUAAGAUCGCUGAGACAAACGGGCCGACCUGUGGCCAUUAUCAAGGGUCACGGCACUGGGGAUAUGUAUGGGCGCAUCAGUAUCAGCCAUGAUGGAGACUAUGCGGUUGCUACGUGCGUGACGUUCUGGGACGAACCGAGUCCUGAGGCGAGCAAGAUAAAUGGUGACAUAUCCGAAGUAGAUUAA
Molecule: messenger RNA, 597 nt
Organism: Daldinia decipiens
Lineage: Eukaryota; Fungi; Ascomycota; Sordariomycetes; Xylariales; Hypoxylaceae
Exons: 2
Coding region: 1-597 (198 amino acids)
Biological process (GO): fatty acid biosynthetic process
Molecular function (GO): holo-[acyl-carrier-protein] synthase activity; magnesium ion binding
Source: RefSeq, a predicted model, not a curated record